CACAUUUUCAUAGCACUUAUACCGAUUACAUCAUAGGGCAACGCUUGGCAAGACCCGCAAGCUCUUCGACGGGCAACUGAAACUUCUUUCUAUUAUAUUUGGCUAUCAAGUGAAUGUAUUCUAUAAUAUAAUCUGACAGCGAAACACACGCAGUUGUCCGGUUAAAGGCUCAAGGACCAGCUUUGAGCAAAGCAUCCGGCGAGCUUUGGGCGAUUGGUAUUAGUUCUUUCUUCUGCUAGCGCCGUUGUGACGGUACAGCGACUGCAUCAGGCCGAACGGCUAUCAGCAAAAUGACGCGGGGCUUGGACUAUUACGAGGUCAUGGGCCUUACAAGGAGUGCCAAUGACAUUGAUAUUCGCCGAGCCUACCGCCGGCUGGCGCUUAAGUAUCACCCAGAUAUCAACAAGGAUGGGGCGGCUGGCGAUGAGUUCCUCCGCAUUUGCGAGGCGUACGAGGUGCUCUGCGAUCCCAAGACGAAGGGGUUUUAUGACCUAUACGGAGAGGACGCACUAAAGGACGGGAUAUCCGACGGCAACGGAGGUCUGAAGGGCCCCAUGUAUCGGUUCAACCCAGAGGAGAGCCCCAAGGCUGUGUUUGAGCGCUUCUUCGGCACCGCCAACCCCUACGAGGCACUGGAGGCGCUGUCCAACCAGUUCGAGUCCAUGACCUCGGAGGAGGCGCCCGCGCGCGGCAAGAACAAAGUGUACCCACUGGAGCUUACGCUGGAGGAGAUCUUCCACGGCUGCCUGAAGAAGGUGGCGCACAAACGCAAGGUGCUUCUGUUCAGCGGCGAGUACGUGGAGGAGGAGCGCCAGCUCACCGUGGACGUCAAGCCGGGCCUGCCUACUGGCACGCGCUUCGUGUUCGAGGGGGAAGGGAACAAGACGCCCAAGAAGGAGCCCGGGCCGGUUGUGUUCGUGCUCAAGCCUAAGCCGCACCCGCGCUUCGUGCGCCGCGGCUCCGACCUGGUGCACAAGGUGACGCUGCCGCUGCACCACGCGCUCAUCGGCACCACGCUUGAUAUCCGCACCCUGGAUGACCGCGACCUCAAGGUGCCCAUCUCCGACAUCAUGCGGCCCGGCUCCUCGCUCACGGUGCCCGGCGAGGGCAUGCCACUGCCCGCCACGCCCUCGGCGCGCGGUAACUUGGUCAUUGAGAUCGACCUGCUGUUCCCGACGCACCUGACGGAGACGCAAAAGAUGCUGCUACGCAGCGCGUUCUUCCUUCCGCCGCCCACGGAACAGAACGAGGAGACCAAGAAGGCGCUGCGGGACUACGAGGCGGCGUUCAAGCACGAUCUCAAGGGCUGGGCCACCGUGUUCAAGCGGUAGAGAGAGGGGCAGGGUUUGGUACUGCGGUGGCUGGAUACCCGUGUGGGCCAUGUGCUUCUUGGGGAUUGGAGCGUUUACAUGAGGACAGGCUUGCACCUCUGAGCGAGGUGCAAGAAGAGGCUGUCAAAGCGGGGAGGUUGGAGUGCCCUGGGUGACUGAAGCUUCGGCUGACUAGAUGCAGAGGCGCUGGAUAAGGACAUGUGUACGUUAUUGUAUACCAGGGCUGGCAUCUCGUCUGCGGCUGCGAGUUUUAGCAAUGGUAGCAUGCGAUUGCCGAGCAAUGAAAGUACGGUAGCCGCUGCUAUGUGAUGCUGGUGCGGACAGUGGUUGGCUGGACAGAGGUCCGCUGGGCGCUGGCAAGAGGGUGGAGUACAACCGCUAUUGUUACCUUGAGC
Messenger RNA from Chlamydomonas reinhardtii, 1726 nucleotides. RefSeq lists its product as uncharacterized. NCBI's taxonomy places the organism in Eukaryota, Viridiplantae, Chlorophyta, Chlorophyceae, Chlamydomonadales, Chlamydomonadaceae. Gene Ontology annotation, cellular component: cytosol. The coding region runs from base 291 to 1331 and encodes 346 amino acids. The record is from RefSeq and is a predicted model, not a curated record. Gene Ontology annotation, molecular function: protein-folding chaperone binding. The transcript is spliced from 7 exons.